Helicoverpa armigera (cotton bollworm) is the source of this 3274-nucleotide messenger RNA. It is a transcript of the gene DNAlig4, whose product is annotated as DNA ligase 4. Gene Ontology annotation, biological process: double-strand break repair via nonhomologous end joining; nucleotide-excision repair, DNA gap filling; DNA biosynthetic process. The coding region runs from base 183 to 2870 and encodes 895 amino acids. Lineage: Eukaryota; Metazoa; Arthropoda; Insecta; Lepidoptera; Noctuidae. Gene Ontology annotation, cellular component: DNA-dependent protein kinase-DNA ligase 4 complex; DNA ligase IV complex. The transcript is spliced from 14 exons. Gene Ontology annotation, molecular function: DNA ligase (ATP) activity; ATP binding; DNA binding. The record is from RefSeq and is a predicted model, not a curated record.
AAAAUCUCGAGAUCGUCUGUAAAAGUGUAAAAGAAGGCGAUGAUAUUUAAUGUAUUGUAAUACCAUAGGUGCCCCAAAGUUCUAGCGAAGCCUAAGAAAAAAUGAAAACUAUGUGUUCAAGAAGCUGAACCAAAUUAUUCUAUUUUGUUUUCAUUUCAAGAGUUAGUUUAUAAAUAACUAUCAUGGCCAAUGAAGUAACGCCAGCAAAUGAAAUAAAGUUUGAAAAGCUGUGCAAUCUCUUAGAACAAUUGCACAAGAGGAAAAAGCAAAGACAAGAGCAAGAUAAGAUAUUGGGAGCUUUUAUAAACGAGUUCAAAAUGACUGCAUCACAAAUCGUAGGCCAAAAGAACCCCAGCAUUUUUCCUAUCCUAAGACUGCUGUUACCCAAACUGGAUAGAGAAAGGAAUGCAUACAAUUUAAAAGAGAACAAAUUGGGUGUUCUACUGGUCAAAGUUCUAUCGUUGAGCAAGCAGUCGCGAGAUGCUCAAAAGCUGUUGAACUACAGAUCCGUCAGUAAUUCCACAGACAGUGACUUCGCUGGCGUGGCCUACUUUGUGUUUAAGAGUAGACUUAGCCCAAAAUCAGAUGGAUUCACCGUUGGUGAUAUCAAUGAAAUCCUUGAUAAAAUUGCUUCUGCUGAAGUUGGAAAGAAAGCCUCUGUUCUUGAUGACAUGUUCAGUCAUGUGAUAAACAAAGUGACCGCGGAUCAAUUGAAGUGGUUCCUGAGGAUAAUUCUCAAAGACCUAAAGCUUGAAAUAGGAAGCAAUCGUAUAUUAGGGCUGUUUCAUCCCGACGCUCCCGAAUAUUUUGAGACAUGUGGACUUUUGUCCAAGGUGUGUGAAGAACUAGGCGAUGGAGACGCUCGUCCCCUAGAGCUCGGAAUACAGAUGUUCCUAGCCAUAAGCCCCAUGCUUUCUGAACGCCUUGAUGUCAAACAUAUAGCCAGACAACUUUCCUCGGACAAAACUUAUCAGAUAGAAAAUAAGUUUGAUGGGGAGCGGUUUCAGAUGCACAUGGAAAACGGGCGGUUUGAAUACUUUUCGAGAAGAGGGUUUUCCUUUGCCAAGAAUUACGGAAGCUCAUACGACUCCGGGUUGUUGACGCCUUAUCUCAAGGAGUGCUUUUCGUCAGAAGUCUCAAGUAUUAUUCUAGACGGCGAGAUGAUGGGCUGGCACAAGGAACGAGAGUGUUUCAGCUGUAAAGGAAUGGCUUUCGACGUUAAGAAGAUAACGGAGAACUCAAAGUUCCGUCCAUGUUUCUGUGCGUUUGAUAUCCUGUACUUCAAUGGCAGAACUCUAGUGGGGCCGCCGGAGAAAGGAGGUUUACCACUCAGUGAGAGACUUCGUAUUUUAGACAAGAUAUUUGCUAACGUCCCUGGAGUUAUACAGCAUAGUGAACGCCAGAUUAUUUCGCAGAGGACGAUAUUUCCUGAUAUACUGGAAGCUUUGAACAAGGCCAUAGAGAACCAAGACGAGGGUAUAGUUGUCAAAGAUGUGGAUUCCUACUACAUUCCAAAUAAACGCAACGCUGGCUGGUACAAGAUUAAACCUGAGUACACAGAGGGAACUAUGAGCGACCUUGACCUCGUCAUCAUCGGUGCUGAAGAAGCUGCAAACAAGAGACAAGGACGCGCCAAGAGCUUUCUCGUCGCCUGCUCCGAUGGUGGCGCUCCCGGUAAAACGCCUGAUCGCUGGGUAUUAGUGGGGCGAGUAUCAACGGGCCUAACAUUUGACGAGCGUGAGAGUUUGUGUGCCGCUCUCGAACGUCACUGGGUCUCCUACAGACAGACGCCUGCCCCGACUCACUUGUAUUUCAAUAAGGAGAAACCAGACUUCUGGAUAUUACCUGAACAUUCCAUUGUUUUAACGGUCCGGGCGUCGGAGCUGAUCAGAACCACGGGAUUUGGGGCGGAUUAUACUCUUCGCUUUCCGCGUGUCAUGAGAGUACGAGAUGAUAAACCUUAUCAAGACUGCAUGACUUUGGCCGAAUUCAAUCAACUUUGCGCACAUAAAGGACCAGUAGUCAAGUUGAGCACUAAUCUAAUUAAUGGAGAGCAAAUGGAUGAGAUAAAACCCCGGGCGAAACGGAAGACUCAACAGCCGCAAGUCGCCGAGCAGUUUCAGAUCAGCUCAACUGGUGACGUCGAAGCUACGUCAAAAGCAUUGCUCGGAAGAAAAGUGUGUAUAUUGUCGGAUGAUGACGAUUGUAAGCGACCGGAGCUUUGUAAGAUCAUUGAGUCCCACGGAGGGAAGGUUGUGGCGAAUACGGGGUUGGACACAUGGUGCUGCAUAGCGGGUCGUGUCACAGCUCACGUGAAGGCAGUCAUGACGGCUCGAGCAUAUGACGUGUUGCCCACAUCCUGGCUGCGGGCCCUGCCGCCCUCCCCCGCGCCCGCGCACCCCGCGCCUCUCGACAUGCUGGCCCUCAGUGACGUCACGCGACGCAAGCUCGCUCGACACUACGAUGUGCAUGGAGACAGCUAUACGGAGCUAAUAGAUGAAGACACGCUCGUCAAGUGUUUUAAGAAAAUGGAUGAUGAUAUACCGAUCUACCUAACAACUCAAGAGAUGCUGAACUUAGAUAAGGAGAUAUUUGGCGAUAACAACCCACACUCGUUUCUACGCCCGUGCUGCAUACACAUACGGAACCCUGAAAGCAUAGACGCUAUAGUAGCUCGAAUGUACGGGGCCACGGUACUUGACAAUACGGCUUCUCACUGCACCCAUAUAGUUGUACCCACCACUAUAGAUAAAACAGAACUUGAUAAUAUUAAAAAGUCAUCCAAUGGCUUGAUAGUCAGUGAAGAUUGGCUAAAUGAAUGCUUUUCGCAAAAACAGUUAGUUCCUGAAGAAAAGUUUCUUGUUAUGUGACACCGGCUUUAUUUUAUUUCUACUUUUUUAGUAGAAGAAAUAACGAUAUUAAUUAGGUGAUAUAGAUUUGCUGUCUGUUUUAAAGCAAAUAAAAGAUUAUUUAAAUUCUAUGAAGUUAAGAAUUAUCUGUCGGUCUAGUGGCUGAAAGAUGGAGGUGUGCCUGUAAGUUUUCUGAGGAUGUGAUCAUUAGUAAAAUAAUAAUAUUUUAGUGCUUACUGUUUUAAAAAAGUAGGUAACACUGUAUUUUUAUAUUUUUUUAUGUGUAAGUACGUACUAUUCUAUCAUUCGUUAUUCAGUUAUUAUGGAAUAUAUUUUGAUUUAUAUCCUAUGCAUUAGGAAAGAUUUUAAUACAUUUUGUGUAAAUUUACCUUUAUUUUUAUGAAUUAUAUCUUAAACGUUUAAAA